Messenger RNA from Protobothrops mucrosquamatus (brown spotted pit viper), 743 nucleotides. RefSeq names its product choline-phosphate cytidylyltransferase A-like. Gene Ontology annotation, molecular function: choline-phosphate cytidylyltransferase activity; phosphatidylcholine binding. Gene Ontology annotation, cellular component: endoplasmic reticulum. Gene Ontology annotation, biological process: CDP-choline pathway. The record is from RefSeq and is a predicted model, not a curated record. The annotation marks the transcript as partial. The transcript is spliced from 5 exons. NCBI's taxonomy places the organism in Eukaryota, Metazoa, Chordata, Lepidosauria, Squamata, Viperidae.
AUGGAUCCCCAGAUCUCGGCCAGAUUAAACUCCAGGAAGAGGAGGAAAGAAGGAGCGGGUCCCAACGGGGCUGCCCAGACGGAUGGCAUCCCCUUGAAAGUGCCCCUGGACCGGCCCGUCAGGGUCUAUGCAGAUGGAAUUUUUGACCUUUUCCACUCUGGACACGCUCGGGCUCUGAUGCAGGCCAAAAGCCUGUUCCCCAAUACCUACCUCAUCGUUGGAGUCUGCAGCGAUGAGCUGACGCACAACUUGAAGGGCUUCACGGUGAUGAACGACGCCGAGCGCUACGACGCCGUCCAGCACUGCCGCUACGUGGACGAGGUGGUGAGGAACGCGCCCUGGACGCUCAGCCCGGAGUUCCUGGCAGAGCACAGGAUCGACUUUGUCGCCCACGAUGACAUCCCCUACUCUUCGGCCGGCAGCGACGACGUCUACAAACACAUAAAAGAAGCAGGAAUGUUUGCCCCGACGCAGAGGACCGAAGGCAUCUCCACCUCGGACAUCAUCACCCGCAUCGUCCGGGACUACGACGUCUAUGCCCGGCGGAAUCUGCAGAGGGGCUACACGGCCAAGGAACUCAACGUCAGCUUCAUCAACGUGAGUUUAGCACGCAUUCAGACGGUCGUCUCGCCUCGUCCCGAAGGAGGGAGAGAGGCUCAGGACUCCACUCAGCUAAAAAAAAAAGACGAAAUAGGGAAAGAAACAAGGAUUCUCAAAAUGCUGCAACUCUUGGAUAAAGAAAU